AUGUGCGAGGGAUGCAGAGAAUUCCCUAAGCUAGUCAUUUCAAAUGCCAAGGUUUCCCCAGACGAUCUCGUAAAAGAUGUUAUCGUGGUCAAUGGUGACAACCCUGGACCAGUCCUCGUAGCAGUAAAGCUUCAGCACUGGCAUGGAAUCAAGAAACAUUUGUCGAACGAGAUGGACGGAACUGCUAUGGUGACCUACCCAAUGUCCCAUAGUGUCUGGGCAUUCUUUCAUGUACGACUUCACGCCCGUAAACCGGAGCGGGACAUUUUGGUAUCAUUCACAUUUCACGCUCCAGUACUGUUGGUAAUUUCAUUCUUUAUCGGAGUAAACAGCCAAAUAUUUUUUUAUUCAGCGGCUGCAACAAUCCCCUUUGGCCGUCUCUUUCAAGCAGGCGGACCGUCACCACCCGAGUGCCUUGUUGUCAUUGAUUCGGGGUUCAGUUUCACGCAUGUAGUACCCAUCAUCAACAGUCAAAUACAAUGGUAUGCCGUGAAGAGACUCGAUGUCGGCGGCAAGUUAAUGACUAACCAUCUCAAAGAACUCGUCUCAUACCGCCAGUGGAAUAUGAUGGAUGAAACUUACAUCAUGAAUCAUGCCAAGGAGACAUGCUGUUAUGUGUCUACGAGAUUCUUCGAAGACCUGGAAACCUGCACGGUCGCGUCAGGCUUCCCAACGAGGAGUUAUCAACCACUGACCAAGUCCUUCACAUGGAAAAUGAGCGAUUUACAAUUCCCGAACUAUUAUUCCGUCCCGAUGACAUCGGACACUUUGAUACUGCACCACCAAAUGAACUACAUCCUCUUAGGCUUAGAACAAUCAGGGCUGGCGGCGACCGUGACUGCGUCUAUCGCGCUCCUUCCGGAUGACCUUCGAGGCAUGUUUUGGGCGAAUAUUGGUCAGAUCGGUGGUAGUACCAACUUCCCAGGAUUUUACGAGCGAUUAUCAUCCGAACUGUUGUCACUCACCCCGGUUGAAUAUGAUCUGCAAAUAUAUCGGUCAGAAGACGCUGUGACCGAAGCUUAUCGCUCUGCCAUUGCUUUUGCGAAUGAUCCUGCGUUCCCCACCCACGUUGUUACAAGGGAAGAGUAUCUUGAAGUCGGUAGCAACGCCUCACGAAGGACAUUCCCUGGAUGGCAGUCAUCGUCUGCACCUGGGGACGCAGAGAUAAGCAAAAUCACUCAGGAGUCGAUGGUGGAAGAUCGAGGCCAACUUAGCCGCAAGCCUAGCCGUUCACGAAUGCGCACGGCUGGCCGUCGUAAAUAG
Molecule: messenger RNA, 1263 nt
Organism: Suillus subalutaceus
Lineage: Eukaryota; Fungi; Basidiomycota; Agaricomycetes; Boletales; Suillaceae
Exons: 10
Coding region: 1-1263 (420 amino acids)
Cellular component (GO): Swr1 complex
Molecular function (GO): nucleosome binding
Source: RefSeq, a predicted model, not a curated record